AAAUGCCAUUAGUCCCCUGAGGGCUCCAGAGUUAAUACCACACACAUAUAUACAGUAUAUAUAUAUAUGUUCAGACACACAGGGAAGGUUUUAUGGCUUCCUAAAACACAUCACCCCGUUACAUUGAAACAGAAUCCAUUCAGGGUUCAGGUUACCUUGUGUUUGAGUGAGUGUGUGGCUGUGUGCGCUGGGAAGGAAUCCUACAGCUCCAAUGCAGUAUUGCUGAUAGGGUGAAUGUCUUGGUGGGAGAAGGGCCCUGCAUUGUUCCAUCCAAAGGUGCCUGAUUGCUGUCGGGCAGCCGCCGUAGCGGCAGGGGUGCUGGCUUGGGAUCGGGCAGAGUGGGUGCAGCAGUGCUGCUGUGGGAUUUCAUCUGUGCUGGGCUACAGAGUGGGAGGAUCACACUGGGAGACUAAUAAGGACACUGCCGUCUCUCCCCUCUGCCACUUUUUGGGAGGUUGAAAUUCAGUCAACUUCAACUCUCGAAUCUUUUUAACGGGAAUUACUGACUUGGACUCAAGUGAAUAACUUGUAUGUGGAACACAUGAUUUCUCUUGGAUAUGGAUUAUAUAAUUCUUUGGAUGGUUUACUUUGGAAUGAAAAUCCUGUUCCCUGUUUCUUCAUCGAUGGCACUGUCAAACCGAACAGUAUGUCCAAUUUUAAGGACUGAUGGAGUUGAAACUAGACAAAUUUACAAGCAAGAUGUUGAUAUGUCAGGCUAUGACCUUGCUGAACGUUUUUCUCUUAGACAGAUAUCAUGCGGCAGUGAGCAUACAUGUUUUAAGCUUGGAAGUACGCCGCUUAUUAAAGAGACAAUACAACUUUUUCCAAAUGGAAUUCCUGAUGAAUAUUCUUUUGUAGCCACAUUCCGUGUAAGGCGCACUACUAAAAAGGAGCGAUGGUAUUUGUGGCAAACAAUGUCCCGCUUUGGCAAUCCCCAGGAUUCCAUUCUAAUUGAUGGUAACAAGAAAGUAGUGGAGUUUACAACUAAGCAUAAUGGAGUAAUCACUUUACAGUACACAUUUAAAAGCCGGGAGCUUCAUCAUCUCUUUGAUCGUCAAUGGCACAAACUUGGACUUAGCAUAGAGUCCAAGAUUAUUUCUCUUUAUAUCGACUGCAAGCUAAUUGAAAGAAGACAGACUGAUCGUAAGGACGGUAUAGACAUGCAAGGCAGUUCAGUUAUUACAACGCGUGCCUCUGAUGGCAAACCUGCUGAUAUUGAACUCCAGCGAAUAACAAUUUACUGCAGCCCAAAGCGUGCAGCUCAGGAAAACUGCUGUGAGGUAUCUGAUGGAAUGUGUCCGUCUCAGGAAAGCCUUCAAACCACUGCUUCAGCAAUUGUAUCUGAGAAGAUAAAUUCCCUUCAGUCGACAGAUGUAGUUGCCAAAGAUCAGUGCCCCUGCUUGCCAUAUAAGGGGGAUCCUGGUUUGCCAGGAGUCGCAGGCCUACCAGGGCAGAAAGGAGAAAAGGGACUCCAGGGUGAGAAUGGAACUAAAGGGGAUAUUGGUAUUCCUGGACAGAUUGGCGAAAAGGGAGAAGAAGGUACAAGUGGAUCCACUGGACUAAAGGGAGAACCUGGUCACAAUGGAAGCAAAGGAGAAAAAGGAGAAAUGGGUGAAAAGGGAAACCAAGGAGAAAUUGGACCCUUUGGACUACCUGGGAAUGAUGGCUCGGAUGGCAGACCAGGCAUUCAAGGUCCAAUUGGCCCCAAGGGAGAAAAGGGCGAAGUUGGACCACCGGGGCCAGCUGUAUUACCUAUUGUAGCUGGUGGUAUAAAAGGAGAUAAGGGUCCAGAAGGUCCUCAAGGUCCUCCAGGGAAUGAAGGUCAGAGGGGAAGGAGAGGAAAACCUGGGCCCCCUGGCAAUCCUGGACCAUUGGGACCACCUGGUGUGCCUGGAGAGAGCGGACCCAGUGGCAAGAAAGGGGACAAGGGGGAUGUUGGUCAAAGAGGAUUGCCCGGCCUGCCAGGACUGGUUGGGUCUGUUUCAAAAGGGGAAAAGGGAGAACCAGGGGGAACUGAUAACAAAGGAGAGCAAGGUGUUAAGGGAGAAACUGGAAAUCCAGGAUUACCAGGGAUGACUGGCCUCCCAGGAAUACAGGGUCAAAAAGGGGAACCUGGUGCAAUUGGACAACCAGGGGAAAUGGGGUUACGAGGAGAACAUGGCAUUCCUGGGAAGCAGGGCGUUAAGGGUGAUAAGGGAGAGCCUGGUGGUGUUGAAGGACCUAUUGGUCCUCCAGGCCCAAAAGGUGAUACAGGACCACCAGGAGCCGGUUUACAAGGUGAGCCGGGACCAAGUGGAACCUCUGGUGCACCUGGCCCAAGGGGCCCUAAGGGAGAAAGAGGGUUGCCAGGUGUACAAGGAUUGCCUGGAGAAGCUGGACCACCUGGGACUGGUGUAGAAGGCCCUCAAGGACCAAGAGGUCCACCAGGAGAACCGGGUAUCCAGGGUCCGCGAGGUCUUCCAGGAGUGCCAGGACUUCCGGGUGCAGAGGGUGUCCCCGGCAGAGACGGAAGGCCAGGAUUGCCAGGGCCUCCAGGUGACCCAAUUGCACUUCCACUUCUUGGUGACAUUGGAGCAGUACUAAAGAAUGUUUGUAGCCACUGUCCAAUUGGGGGCCCAGGUAAUACAGGAAUUAAAGGCGAGAAGGGAGAUGAAGGGAUUAUCGGUCAGCAUGGAGUUAAGGGUGAUCCUGGUCCCAGGGGCCCUUCAGGAGUACCUGGUAAAGAAGGACCAAAGGGAAUCAAAGGUGAACGUGGAUUCCCUGGACUCUCUGGAGAAAAAGGCGAUCAGGGAAUGCAAGGUAUUCCUGGACUUCCUGGCUUGAUAGGACCUCCCGGACCUUCAGGGCAUUUGGGGAGACCCGGACAUCCAGGGCCAGCCGGCUCCAAAGGUGAAAAGGGAAAUGAGGGUUCUCCUGGCGUUCCUGGACCUCCUGGGCCUCCUGGCAUACCUGUUCCUGAAAGAAAUGGGAUGGGAAGUCUCUAUAAGAUACAGGGGGCUGCAUCUGCUGUCUAUAUGGGACCACCUGGUCCACCUGGUCCUAAAGGUGACCAAGGUCCCAUGGGAGAAGCAGGCCCUAUGGGAUUACCAGGCUUGGAAGGGCUCCCAGGAGAAAAGGGAGAAAGAGGACAAAUUGGCCCACCAGGAAUUGCUGGCAUACCAGGGAGAAAUGGAGCACCAGGUCCUCCAGGAUAUCCGGGUGAAUCAGGCGAAAGAGGUCCAGUGGGAGAUAUUGGUUUUCCAGGGCCUGAAGGUCCUGCUGGCGUACCAGGAAAGAACGGAAAUGAUGGAUUACCAGGUUCAGUGGGAGCCCCCGGACGGCCAGGAGACAGAGGCCCAAAAGGCGAACGUGGUGACCCAGGUAUACCGGGUGAUCAAGGUCCACAAGGAGAAAGAGGAAAACCGGGGCCAUCUGGCUAUAAGGGAGAUAUGGGAACUGUGGGACCACAAGGACCUCCUGGAGACAGAGGAUACCAGGGACAUCCAGGAAAGGAUGGGCAACCUGGACCACCUGGUCGACCGGGAAUUUCAACUGAGAACAUUUUAUUUGAAGAAAUGAAAAAAUAUAUUAAACAAGAAGUUUUAAGAAUAUUUGAAGAAAGAAUGGCUGAGUUGCUAUCCCAACUCAAGUCACCAGCUGCCUUACUUGCUGCUCAAGGCCAUGGCAAACCAGGUCCACCAGGAAAUGAUGGACUGCCAGGACCACCUGGAGAUCCUGGGCCCCCAGGCCAACAAGGAUUAAGAGGGCAGAAAGGUGAAAGAGGAGAAUUUGGAAUUGGUCUUCCUGGAAGUCCUGGUCCAGCAGGCCCUACAGGUAUGCCCGGAUCACCUGGAACUCCAGGACCUUCUGGACCUUCAGGACCUCCAGGCAUAGGUGGAAGGUGUAAUCCAGUGGAUUGUUAUUAUCCUCUAUCACAUGGUCGAUCACGGCUCAAUGGAAAGUGAGCUUUCUCUGAAAACCAAUGUGAAAAAUGAUUGCAACAAUGCUGAAAAGUGACUGCCCAUUUGUACUGGAGGCCAUCUUCACAUAAGAUCACAGGCUAGGGUGUUCUUUGAAGCAAUGGGCAUUCACAUCAAAAUGCAACUACCAUACUGGAAUCUUUGGUAUUCCUUCUGACUGGUGCUCAGUAAUCUCUUUGCCACCAAAGGCACAACUUGGUGGGAGAUAAAGCCACUCUGAACCAAGAAGGAAACAUUUCUUUUCCUGGUAGUUAAAAGCAACAAACCUUUGUGACCUUACAGUGAAAGCGAAAUUCCCUAAUUGGGUUUUUAGUUGUAUUAUUUUUAUAUAUUAUAUAUGGCAAUAAGUUUGUGUAUUUGAUUGGAGGUAUUUUUCCUUCUAAAUUAUUAUACCCUUGGCUUAAGCACUUGAUGCAGUAUACACUCAGCUUUUGAUAUAACCUGGGGGAAUCUGGGCUAAAAGGAUGUAUUCUACAGCUGCUCUAAGUAUCAUGCCAAUGCCUAUUUAUAUUGACCUUCAGUAUAUGAGUACAUCAUCUUUUAUUUCAAUACACAAUUUGUAUUUGGAAGUAAUGAGUUAAUUGACAUAGAAAAGAAGCUUGCAUAUUAUUAAAAAUAGAUUUUUCAUGAGAGCUUCAAAAGAAUAUGUUUUCCUGUUAGGCAGAGGCCAAGUACCUAGACUGUUUGCUGUAAUUUUCAAGAUUUGAUGUUUGUGUUGCACAUGACCUUAAAACCACAAUAGUCUUAAGUUUUCUACCCAUGCACAGUGUUCACUUAACCAAACCUUCUCAUUUUAUGACUUCAGUGUACAGUAUAAUUAGUGACUAAAAGCAUAGAGUGACUUAUUGAGUCUCUUCUGCAUACUGUACUACUGUUUUUCUCCCUCUGUUAUUUCUAGAAAGAAAUCACUAUUUAUUCAAGUGCCAGUGGUAAUAUUUACACAUUUUCAUUCCUUAGCAAUAAUUUGCCAUUUCUGAAUGAGGAAUACCAGUGAAUUAUUCCUAGGAAAGUGGUAGUGCAGGGGUCUGCCAAUUUAUAGGGAAGGCUCUUCUAUAUCAUCUAUACUAAUGCAGGUUUGGAAACUUGGAGAGUGUGUAUGUGCUGGCCUUGCAGGAGCAAAUUUUAAAGUGAAUUUGUUGCCUGUUUUCUUUCACAGUUCUCAUAAGGCCUUAUAUUUUCUGUGAUCUCUUCAGCUCAGCACAAGAACUGUUGGCUGUGAUGCCUGACACUGUGGGGAGUGUAUCUUCUACUGAGGUUCUUUGCACUGAUAGAAAAACCAUCUCACAGUGUGGUGCUGUAGAAUCUAGGAUCACAUUUAAUGCUUGCUCAGAAUCUUCCCUUAAUUAUUGCAGCUAAUUUUGAAAAAUUAAAGGGAAGACCUGUAUACUUUUGCUGAGGAGUUACCACCUCUCUUUCUCCCCAUUUGGUAGAUAGAAGAUGCCUGUAAAGAUUUAGACCUUUGAGAGCUGGGCCACUAUAUGUGAGAUCCUAAAGAGCACUUACUUCUAGAGCAGCCGUGACCAUGUAUCAAAUAUUGAAGAAUCCAUGCAGUUUAUAACACAUUACACAGCAUAUUAUUAUAAUUGAAUCCAUACAAGUUUAUUUUAUAACUGGAUCAAGGGUGGGACAUAAAAGCAAGGAGAAACAAUAUCAAAGGCUUUAUUCCUCUUCCACAAUUGUUGCAGCUUUGUAGGUCAGUAGGCACUAAAGAAGGCGGAAAAAAUAAAUGUAAUAUAUUUUUAGGCAAUGGAUUUGAAUACAUUGCAUGGGUCAGAUACUGUACUUUGUAUUCCAUAGAACUGUGUUUUUUUCUUGUUUACUUCAAACUAUUACUGAUAGUAAUAAACGAAAGGUGCUGAUUUUUAUGCACGUUGCAUGAAUGCAAGGUUGUACAUAUAUACAAUUGAGAUGUUAAUAUUUUGAGAUUUUAAAUGUUGAAAGGAAUAUACUAUUGAGAUAUUGUUGUGUGCUCAUUGGAAUAUUUUAUUUUUUUGCUUUGUUUUAGUAUUUAAAAUAACUGAGGGGGUUAUUGUACAGCAUAUUAUGCUCAAUACUGUUUUGGGCCCAAUCUAUUACCCAUAUGACUUUUAGCUGAAUUGUAUGUAAAAUGACAUUACAUGAAUAUUCCCAAUAUUCCCAAUAUUUUGGGAUUCAUCCAAACCCAGACCCCUUUGUGAAAGAUUUGGCCAAAUACAGAACUGAAUCUGAAUCCUAAUUUGCUUAUGCAAAAAAGGCCACAGAAGGGUUAAAGAGAACAAUUGAAUGAAACAUUUUCAAUCUCUGUGUUCGGCCAGGAGAGUGGAUUCGACCAAAUCUAAAUCCUGCUGAAAAAGGCCAAAUCUUGUCCCGAAUCCUGGAUUCAGUGCAUCCCUAAUGAAUAGUUUUCUGCUUUUUAUGCCUUAUGGGGCAAGCAAGAAUUUUAGAUUCAGUACAAGGUACUGUUUUAUUAUUACAGAGAAAAAGGAAAUAUCUUUUUAAUAUUUGAAUUAUUUGAUUAAAAUUGUGUCUAUAGGAGACAGCCUUCUUGUACUUGGGAACUUUCUAGUUAAUGGGUUCCAGAAAGUAUGACACGUUUCUAUGAUAUUCAAAUUUAUAGAAUUUUUAUAAACUUACUACAAUCGACCCAUCGGGUAUAAUAGUGUUUGCCAGUUCAAAGCAAACACUUUUCGGCAAAAAAAAAUAUAUUUUCGGCUGAAUUAAACUUAAAAUGAAACUAAAUGGGAAAAAAGUCCAACUUUAAAAAUAUUACUUUCACUAUGGAAGAAAAAUAUUUUGAAUGUUAAACUGCCCGUCGAUGUUUAUUUAGUUGAAAAAGAGACAUUAUCAACAUAUUUAUUGAGUCAAUUUUAAGGAAAAAUAAACCUUUACAUGUUUA
Molecule: messenger RNA, 6834 nt
Organism: Xenopus tropicalis (tropical clawed frog)
Lineage: Eukaryota; Metazoa; Chordata; Amphibia; Anura; Pipidae
Gene: col19a1
Product: collagen, type XIX, alpha 1
Exons: 52
Coding region: 558-3944 (1128 amino acids)
Source: RefSeq, a predicted model, not a curated record